AUGGUCGGGAAGGUAAUCGUGUCGGCAUUAUCCCUUAUUCUCGUUGUUGGUAUAGCUCUAGCCGUUGUCGCCACCAUAAACAAAAGGAAUGGUUCUAAUGGUGGAAAGGAGGAAGUAUCACCAAAGAUGAAGGCAAUCUCAGCCAUUUGUUCUACUACAGAUUAUCAAGAAGAAUGCAAAAAUACACUUAACCAUGUUGCUCAGAAUACCUCUUCAAAUGACCCCAAAGACUAUGCUAAAGCAGCAAUUCUUGCCACUAUCAAGGAAAUUACAAAAGGCUACAACUUGUCUGAUAGCCUCAUAGUGGAGGCUGGUAACAAUGCCUCCAUCAAAAUGAGUGUUGAAGAUUGCAACGAUUUGUUACAAUUCGCCAUUGAUGAGUUGCAAGCAUCGUAUUCCACCGUUGGAGAGUCUGAUUUGCAUACCGACGCAGAUCGUAUUGCUGAUAUUAAGAAUUGGCUUAGUGCUGUUGUUUCUUAUCAACAAUCUUGUCUUGAUGGACUUGGAGAAUUUGAUCCUCAGCUUAAACAGAGGAUGCAAGAUGGUCUUGAUGUUGCUGGCAAGCUUACCAGCAAUGCUCUUGCUAUUCUCACUGCAGUUUCCAAUAUCCUUGACAACUACGGCUUGCAAUUGAAGGUUCAACCAAGUGGUCGUAGGCUUCUUGGAACAACAGAAGUAGAUAGCGACGGGUUCCCGACAUGGUUGACGGGGGCAGAUAGGAAGUUGCUUGCAUCAAAACAAGGAGGCGUUCGACCAACACCGAACGCAGUGGUGGCUAAGGAUGGUAGUGGGCAAUACAAGACCAUUGCUGCUGCAUUAGCUGCAUACCCAAAGGCUCUAAGAGGAAGAUAUGUAAUCUACGUGAAAGCAGGGAUCUAUGAUGAAUACAUCACUGUAACUAAAGACAUGAAAAAUGUUUUCAUGUAUGGAGAUGGUCCAAGAAAAACCAUUGUCACCGGUCGCAAGAGUAACCGCGACGGUUUCACCACACAAAACACUGCCUCUUUCGCUGCCAUAGGGGAAGGAUUCCUUUGCAAAUCCAUGGGAUUCACCAACACAGCUGGUCCUCAAGGCCACCAAGCGGUAGCCUUACGAGUCCAAUCCGAUAGAUCCGCCUUCUUCAACUGCAGAAUGGACGGUCAUCAAGACACUCUCUACGUACAAACUCACCGUCAAUUCUACCGAAACUGUGUCAUAUCAGGUACCGUAGACUUCAUCUUCGGUGAUUCAUCCACCAUCAUCCAAAACUCCUUAAUCAUCGUUCGUCGCCCAAUGGACAACCAACAAAACACCGUCACAGCCCAAGGUCGCGCCGAGCAAAAAGAAAUCACUGGUCUAGUGAUCCACAACUGCAGAAUUGUCCCAGAACAGAAGCUAUUCGCUGAGAGGUUCAAGAUUCCAACAUUCUUGGGGCGACCAUGGAAGCAAUAUGCAAGAACUGUGAUCAUGGAGUCUACAUUGGGUGACUUCAUUCAGCCAGCAGGAUACAUGCCUUGGUCUGGAAAUUUUGCAUUGGAGACUUGUUUGUAUUUGGAGUAUGGGAACAGAGGACCUGGUGCUAACACCAACAGGAGAGUGAGAUGGAAGGGCGUUAAAGUGAUCGGAAGAAAUGAAGCUUUGCAAUAUACUGCUGGUGCAUUUCUUCUUGGAAGAACGUGGCUUCCAAGAACUGGUGGGAUUUACUACUUGGGAUUGAAGAACUGA
Molecule: messenger RNA, 1704 nt
Organism: Cucumis melo (muskmelon)
Lineage: Eukaryota; Viridiplantae; Streptophyta; Magnoliopsida; Cucurbitales; Cucurbitaceae
Product: pectinesterase-like
Exons: 3
Coding region: 1-1704 (567 amino acids)
Biological process (GO): cell wall modification
Molecular function (GO): pectinesterase activity; pectinesterase inhibitor activity
Source: RefSeq, a predicted model, not a curated record